UUGAUAAAUUAAAGAGGAAAAGGGAAAACUAAUUUCUUCUUCAUCUGGUUGCUCCCUUCCGGCCCAAUGCGGCUCUAAAUCUCUCUCCGCCGCCGCGCCGUCGCCGACGCCUCACGACCGGAACGUCGCCGCCACUGACGCGCCUCGACGCCGCCGCCAUCGCCGUCCCUGCUCUCUCCACCCCGUCCGCGAGCUUCGACAUCGGUCUUUGAGGCGCGCCACCUAGACCAGUCCCCGCCGGUUGAUGCCCCUUGUUAAAUCCGCCCGUCCGCGACCCUGAGGAGCUCGGCGGCAGCGAGGAGGAUGCCUGGCCUACCUUUACCUGCCCGGGACGCAGCGGACGCUGGGUGUGAAUUCAGUUACCCUCAGUCUGCAGACCAGAUGCGCCAGCAACAGCUUAGAGCUCGAUUAUCUCCAGAUGAGCAGCUUGCUGCUGAAGAAAGUUUCGCGUUGUACUGCAAGCCAGUUGAGCUAUACAAUAUCAUUCAGCGGCGGGCCAUUAGAAAUCCCGCUUUUCUGCAAAGAUGCCUUCAUUACAAGAUACAUGCAAGCCGAAAAAAGAGGAUUCAGAUAACGGUAUCACUAUCUCGAGGUACAAAUACCGAGUUGCCAGAACAGAAUAUCUUUCCUCUUUAUGUUCUGUUGGCUACACCUACCAGUAAUAUUUCGCUUGAAGGGCAUUCUCCAAUAUAUCGAUUCAGUCGGGCUUGUUUGCUUACGGCUUUUAGUGAAUUUGGUAAUAAAGGUCGCACCAAAGCUACGUUCAUAAUUCCAGACAUCAAGAAUUUAUCAACCUCCCGAGCUUGCAACCUUAACAUUAUCCUUAUCAGCUGCGUUUCGGAAGGGCAAGUUGGGGAAAAUCGUGGUGAACAUAACUGCUCUGUGGACCAUGUGGAAGGCUCUGCUCUCCAAAAGCUUGAAGGGAAAUGUUUCUGGGGUAAAAUACCAAUUGAUCUACUUGGUUCGUCUUUGGAGAACUGUGUAACUUUAAAUUUGGGACAUACAGUGGAGUUGGCUUCUGCAGUUAGUAUGAGCCCAAGUUUCUUAGAGCCGAAAUUUAUGGAGCAGGACAGUUGCUUGACAUUUUGCUCUCAUAAGGUUGAUGCUACGGGUUCAUAUCAACUCCAAGUAGGCAUAUCUGCUCAAGAAGCUGGUGCAAAAGACAUGUCUGAAUCUCCAUAUAGUAGUUACUCAUACAGUGGUGUCCCACCUUCUUCAUUACCACAUAUCAUAAGGUUGAGAGCUGGUAAUGUGCUUUUCAACUUCAAGUACUACAACAAUACUAUGCAAAAGACUGAAGUCACUGAAGAUUUUGCUUGCCCCUUCUGCUUGGUAAAAUGUGGAAGCUACAAGGGUUUGGGGUGUCACUUGAACUCAUCACAUGACCUAUUCCACUUUGAGUUUUGGAUAUCUGAAGAAUGCCAGGCUGUUAAUGUUAGUCUGAAGACUGAUGUCUGGAGAACUGAGCUUGUGGCUGAGGGAGUUGAUCCAAGACAUCAAACAUUUUCCUACUCCUCAAGGUUUAAGAAGCGUAGAAGGUUGGGAAUGUUGGGAACCACAGCUGAGAAAAUAAGCCAUGUACAUCCACAUAUCAUGGAUUCAGAUUCACCUGAAGACGCCCAGGCAGUGUCUGAAGACGACUUUGUGCAGAGGGAGGAAGAUGAUAUUUCUGCACCACGUGCUUCUGUUGAUCCUGCUCAAUCAUUACAUGGUAGCAAUCUUUCACCACCCACAGUACUACAGUUUGGGAAGACAAGGAAACUAUCUGCGGAGCGAGCUGAUCCCAGAAACCGGCAACUCCUGCAGAAACGCCAGUUUUUCCAUUCUCACAGGGCACAGCCAAUGGCACUGGAACAAGUUUUCUCGGACCGUGAUAGUGAAGAUGAAGUUGAUGAUGACAUCGCCGAUUUUGAAGAUAAACGGAUGCUUGAGGAUUUUGUUGACGUCACAGACGAUGAGAAACUUAUUAUGCAUAUGUGGAACUCAUUUGUUCGGAAACAAAGGGUGCUAGCUGAUGGUCAUAUUCCUUGGGCCUGCGAGGCAUUCUCCCGGCUUCAUGGAAAACAUCUUGUACAGAAUCCUCCUCUACUAUGGAGCUGGCGUUUCCUUAUGAUUAAACUCUGGAACCACAGUCUAUUAGAUGCCCGCGCCAUGAAUGUCUGCGGCACAAUUCUUCAAGGCCACCAAAAUGAAAGCGGCUCGGACCCCAAGAAAAUGUGAGUCGAGCAUAGUGCGCUCAUUAUAAUUUAAAUCAAGUGGGUGUUUGGAGGAGGCCUUAGGAGCAGGUUAAAGAGAGGGGAAAGCUGCACCUGAGGCCAUGGAGGACUAUUCUCGAUUCUAUUUAUCGAUCGGUUGUGUUGAAGCAGCAGUGAUCCGGAUGAGAUGUGUUUACAUGGACUGUUGUUGUUCGUCGUGUUCUGUUCCAUGGAUAAGCGCCUUUAGUGUCGCAGAACUUGUCGUAUGGUCUGCAAACUUGAAUCAGUGUUCCUUGUUGCAAUAAAACCUAUCUAAACUUA
Messenger RNA from Triticum urartu, 2516 nucleotides. Its product is annotated as polycomb group protein EMF2B. NCBI's taxonomy places the organism in Eukaryota, Viridiplantae, Streptophyta, Magnoliopsida, Poales, Poaceae. The record is from RefSeq and is a predicted model, not a curated record. Gene Ontology annotation, cellular component: nucleus. Gene Ontology annotation, molecular function: chromatin DNA binding.